This is a messenger RNA of Dentiscutata erythropus, 399 nucleotides long. The record is from the annotation of a GenBank genome assembly. Lineage: Eukaryota; Fungi; Glomeromycota; Glomeromycetes; Diversisporales; Gigasporaceae.
AUGGUUAAUCCUGCACAAGAGAAUGUUGAGAAUCGAAAUAUAAUACAGCCGGAUGUUCGAUUUCUUGAGUUUACAGAAGAAGAAACAUGUGAUGGAAAGGAUUACUUAGAAGUUGAAUUGUUGGAAAGUGUGAAUAGUCAUGUGGACGACAAUAAACAUAUAAGAAAUUUGGGGAAGAGAAAAACAAAUGAAACAACUUAUCAAAUACCUGCAAAAAGGUCGAGGCAGUUAAGGUCGUCUGAGAAAGAUAAUGAUUCACCAAAGUUGGAUUCAGGAGUCAAGCAAAUACGAAGUGUAAAUGUUAGUAGUAAUGAAAUGAAAAGUUUCGAAGAAAACAUUGAGCAAAGAUUAAAACAUGGAAAUAAAAGUAAGAAUUGGGAAAGUAAAUUUCCAUUCUGA